GUCUCGAAGGCCGGGUCGAGGUCCGCCCUGACUGCCGUCGUGGGCUCCAUGGGGGGUGAGGUGCCCAGCAUGGGGCCUACUGCGGUUCUGCGUGCAAGGGGCGCGGUCCUGGAGCUGCACGCCCACACGCUGGGCGAGAUGCUGAUCCGGAUCAGCGGCACCAUCGAGGCGGACGCCGAGCGAGUCCAGGCGAUGGUGGAGGACAUGCUGGAGCCCGUGAGCGUGGUCGACAUCGACGGCACCAUCGAGGCGGACUCCGAGCGGGUCCAGGCGAUGGUGGAGGACAUGCUGGAGCCUGUGGGCGAGGUCGACUACGACGGCGUAGGCUUCGAUCGGGACUCCGAGGUGGAGAAGGUCAGGACGACUCUGAGGCUGGUUGAAGGGGCCCUGGAUGAGGUCGAUGGCACCUUCGAGGCGGACUCAGAGCGGGUCCAGGCGAUGGUGGAGGACAUGCUGGAGCCUGUGGGCGAGGUCGACAACGACGGCGUAGGCUGCGAUCGGGCCUCCGAGACGGAGCAGGGUGGGACGACGCUGACUGCAGGGAGCCUUGAUGAGGUCAAGGACACCAUCGAGGCGGACGCCACGCGGGUCCAGGCGAUGAUGGAGGACAUGUUGGAGCCCGUGAGCGGGGUCGACAACGGCUUGGAUCGGGACUCCGAGACGGAAGAGGUCGGGGCGACGCCGAGGCUGCCGACGGUGCCGCACGCCGUCGAGGUCGCUAAACAGGAGGGCGCCACGGAAAGCGAGGCGGAGCUCGGCAAGCAGCAGCGCCUUGGCUUCGUGAUCAAGGCCAACAAGGAGGUGCAGGUCGAGGGCUGUUCCGAGGUGAUCUACGCAGACGCUCCAGGAGGGCUCUGCGACCAGAUCGUGCAGGCCUGCGCCCCCUUCGAGCCCGGCUCCGAGGAGCACGAGGCUGCGCUCGCGAGGGUGCUGGAGGGGUUUGGGCUCUCAGUCGACGACUACCGCUCCACGAUUACGGCGCCCGGGGGCAAGAAACGGAAGAACAAGAAGAAGGAAGCGUUCGGCACCGCGUUCCGCGACCCAUUCUUUCACAACGGGUCGGCGUUUCGCGCAUCGAACACCUCGCGCGUGCACGUGGUGACCUCGACAAUUGCGCGCGCGCCUCGGGCUGCCGCCUUCCAGGGCGGCGCGUGCUCGACCGCGGGCGAGGGGCAGCACCGGUUUGGGCUGAAGCCGACGUCGGGCGCGUUCGAGAAAACGGCGAGCUGCAGCCUACAUGAGGUUGCUGGCGACGCAGUGCAUGGCGGUGCCAGCAUCGACCCCGUGACCGGGGCGGUCAAAAAUCAGGCGAUGGCCGCGGGCUUGCGCGCUGUGCGGAGCGAGCCUUGGGCGAGCAUGUUUUCGCUCCAGCUGCCGUUGAGCAGUUUUGGGCAGGGCCGCGCAGCUCGCGUGGGCCCCGAUGACAUGCGCGGCGACUUCGGAGCUGUCGGCGACGAGUGUCCACUGCGCGAUCCGUGCUCACGCCAUCGACAGGCGCCCGACUAUGCCGCGCCG
Molecule: messenger RNA, 1515 nt
Organism: Prorocentrum cordatum
Lineage: Eukaryota; Dinophyceae; Prorocentrales; Prorocentraceae
Source: the annotation of a GenBank genome assembly